AAAGUAUUUUAGGGUGGGCUUAACACAAAAGUAGAGGGAAGUUAUUAGAGAGAGAGACAGACAGAUGGUCACAUUAAAUUGCUCUAGAGUUGUUCCCAAAAUCACCUCUUUAUCAAGACCCAAAUUCCCAAACACGCAACCCCUUGUUUCUCCAGUCUCCAGAAGGGCCUCUCGAGCAGUAAUAGUAGCGGCAGUAGCAGUAUCUGCAUUUUCCUCGAUGUCUUACGACAAAGAGCUCGCCGCUGCCAAGAAAGCUGCCUCUCUCGCUGGUCGACUCUGCCAGAAGGUACAAAAGGCACUUUUGCAAUCAGAUGUCCAAGCAAAAUCAGAUAAAAGUCCUGUCACAGUGGCCGAUUACGGUUCACAAGCUCUGGUUAGUUUUGUGCUGGAGAGGGAACUUCCAUCUGAUUCAUUCUCCUUAGUAGCUGAGGAGGAUUCGGGAGAUCUUCGCAAGGAAAGUGGCCAGGAAACUCUACAGCGCAUUACAAAACUUGUGAACGAUACUAUUGUCAAUGAUGGAUCAUUUAGUGUUCCUACAUUAACCACGGAAGACGUGCUCAUGGCCAUUGACAGUGGCAAAUCUGAUGGUGGUUCUCAUGGUCGGCACUGGGUUUUGGAUCCAAUUGAUGGUACUAAAGGCUUAUACUUUGUGAGAUGGCAUAAUAGAUUUGUAAGGGGAGACCAAUAUGCAAUUGCGCUGGCGUUGCUAGAUGAAGGGAAAGUAGUAUUGGGCGUUCUGGCUUGUCCAAAUCUUCCUUUAGCAUCCAUUGGUGGUAAUAGACUGCACUCCUCACAUGAUGAAGUUGGUUGCCUUUUCUUUGCCAAAGUUGGUGCAGGAACAUAUAUGCAGUCACUGGAUGGUUCUUCACCAAUAAAGGUGAAUGUCAGUACUACUGACAAUUCAGAGGAAGCUUCGUUCUUUGAAUCCUUUGAAGCAGCACACUCCUCACAUGACUUGUCUAGCUUCAUUGCAAAAAAACUGGGUGUCAAAGCACCACCAGUUAGAAUUGAUAGCCAGGCUAAAUAUGGGGCACUGUCCAGAGGAGAUGGAGCCAUAUAUCUGCGAUUUCCUCGUAAAGGAUACCGUGAGAAAAUCUGGGAUCAUGCUGCUGGGUGCAUUGUUGUGACUGGCUAGCUAUAGGAAAAAUGUUGGAUUGGAGGAUUAAGCAUAGUUAAUGGAUGGAAGAUCAAAUUGCCAAAUAUGCUUAUAUGAUGGUAAAUCCCAUUAGUUUCAUCACGUGUCUAGGUUCUAGAAAGAAACAUACUUUUAUACUGAUCCAAAAAAAGAAGAAAGAAACAUAGUUAUGUGUUGGGGUAGCUUGCAAAACUGAAGUGCAUGGAUGAACUUUCUAAUUACUUACGUUUUGAGGAAAUUUUCCAAAAAAAAAAAAAACUCUUUUUCUUUUCUGACAAGAAUGCAUUAGGCAUUAUUGGAUUCCCUGAAUACGAUGAGUGUCUCCUUGAUAGUUGUGGUGAUGCUAGUUGAUUAAAUUUCGCAUUUAGUACCUGUUUUUCAGAUUUAU
Molecule: messenger RNA, 1523 nt
Organism: Juglans microcarpa x Juglans regia
Lineage: Eukaryota; Viridiplantae; Streptophyta; Magnoliopsida; Fagales; Juglandaceae
Product: SAL1 phosphatase-like
Exons: 8
Coding region: 65-1135 (356 amino acids)
Biological process (GO): sulfate assimilation
Molecular function (GO): 3'(2'),5'-bisphosphate nucleotidase activity
Source: RefSeq, a predicted model, not a curated record